Messenger RNA from Cryphonectria parasitica EP155, 2256 nucleotides. RefSeq names its product exocyst complex component Sec6. Lineage: Eukaryota; Fungi; Ascomycota; Sordariomycetes; Diaporthales; Cryphonectriaceae. The transcript has a single exon. Gene Ontology annotation, molecular function: SNARE binding. The record is from RefSeq and is a predicted model, not a curated record. Gene Ontology annotation, biological process: exocytosis; exocyst localization. Gene Ontology annotation, cellular component: exocyst. The coding region runs from base 1 to 2256 and encodes 751 amino acids.
AUGGACGCGGCCCAGAUCAAGCUCUCGGAGCUCCUCCGGAUCCCCGAUGACCUCGACAAGAUCGCGGCGCUGAAGCAGGAAUUCACGCGCAAGAAGGGCGCGGUCGACGCUCAGCUCCGUAGCGGCCUGCGCGAACAGCUCGAGACGACACAGUCUGGUAUGAACGGCCUGUCAGAGGGUCAGAAGGCCGUGCAGCAGAUCAAGGAGGAGAUGAUGAAGAUCGACAAGCUGUGCGCCGAGUCACAGAACAUGAUCAAGGACUUUAAAACCAUCAAUAUCGUGUCACAGGCUCACCGGAACUUUGGUGCCGUCGAGGAGAUGCGAAAAAACCUCGAGAUGUUCAACGAUCGAUUGACGGGCGUCGAGAACAUGCUGAGGGCGGACGAGGCGGACCAGGAGAACAUGCCGAACCUACUACCCAUACAUUACGAGCUCACGCAGCUGCGGAACAUACGCGACGAUGCGAUCGAGCAGAUACAAAGGACGGGCGAGCGGGACUUACAGUCGACUCUGGAGGACUACUUUGAGAGGCUGGAUGGGGCGAUUGGAUGGUUCGACGAGAACAUCAACUUGAUCGCCAUGAGCCUGAUCAAUCUAGUGACCUCUGAGACUAACGGCUUAGUCGUGCGCUUCGCAGUCAUCAUCGAGGCCGAAGAGAAGAGCGACCAGAGGGUGCUGGCCCUGCAAGAAGCGCUGAAGGACCACAAGGAAAUGGCAACACGCUUCCAGAGCAUAACAGACGGGGCCAAGACAGUGCGUGGAUAUAAAGAGAAGUUUUUGGAGGCAGUAAAGGUAUACGCGAAAUCACAAUUUGAUGCAAGCCGGGAGGAAUUUUUGGCCGACCCGAGCCAGCUGGACAAGAUCAUGAAAUGGUACUUCAACGACCUCAACGCUGUGAGAAUCGGCAUGGUGCCAUUAAUGCCGAAAAAGUGGAAGAUUUUCAAGACAUACGCACAGAUCUAUCACCAACUGAUGCACGACUUCCUCAUUGAAAUCGUGGACGACCCCGACCGCAGCUCUCAAAACGCCCUCGAGGUCAUCAAUUGGCCAGAAAAAUACUACAAGAAGAUGAAGAAGCUGGGCUUGACAGAAGACCAGCUCUCGCCUCACGUCAUCGACAAUAGAGAAACGGAACUCGUACGGGAUUUCCAAUCGGUGAUCAUCAAAUUCCUGGACGAAUGGAUGGACCGGAUUUUCGCGCAAGAAAGGAAAGACUUUGUCAAUCGCAACGUCGAGGGCGGGAAUCUGGACGCAGACGAGUACGGAUAUUUUCGCACCAAAAAUCUUGUCGACAUGUGGAGGAUGUUGCGGGAACAGCUCGACGGCGCAGCGAGCUCUCAGCGCACGGACGUCGUCGAGGGAGUGGUUGAUGCUAUGUUUAUGAGACUGCGACAAAGGCAACAGAACUGGCAGAAGAUGCUGGAGGAGGAGGCCUUGCGGUACGAGGCCGGGAAGGAACCUGAGCUGGAAGGUUUCCAGACGCUUCACGACUGGCUGGUCGCAACCGCCAACGAUCAGAUCGCCUGCAUCGACGACAACGAGGAGGAAGGACGUGCCGCCUACCUGACGGGAUUCAGGCAGAAGCUUGAGCCCAUGGUGUCACCGCAGUACAUGGAGCGGGCAGAAGCGGAAAUCGCAUCCCUUCGCGAUGGCUACGUGGAUUUCAGCACAUGGUGCAUCACCAAGUUCGCGCACCUCAUCUUCGCUGUCGACUUCAAGGCUGUCAUGGCCGACUUCUUCACGGUUAGAUGGUACGGCAACCAAGUCAUGAAGCAAAUCAUCGUGACGUUCCAGGACUAUGUUGAGGAUUACAAGAUGGUGCUGCACCACAGCAUUGUCGAUAUAUUCGUGGAGAUAUUCUCGGACGAGUUGCUUGUUCGCUACCUGUCGUCGGUGCGCAACAAGGGGGCCAAGUUCAAGCGCGCAGAGCCAUUUCCCGAUAAGAUAUUCGAAGACCUAUCGGCAGCGUUUGAGUUCUUUGACCAGUUGGAGAGGCCAGACGUUGGCGAGGCGAUCAAGGGGACGUGGCGGGCGACCGAGUAUUUCCUCGAGCUGCUGACCCAGCCCAAGGAGGCGAUCCCGGAUAUCUUCCAAAACUUCAAGCAGACGUACUGGGACUUGCAGCUCGGCUGGGUUGAGGCCGUCCUGAAGUCGCGCGACGACUAUGAGAGAAGCAUGCUGAAUUCUGUCAAGAGCAGGGCAGCAACUAUCACGGUGGACAGAGGUCUUGAAACCAUCAUGGGGAAGAUUAAGUAA